UUCCCUUUUCUCUCCGUCUCUGCAAAAUCUCAGAUGCAGGAACUUGUUGGCAAUGCCUAGUUUUCAAUCUCCACCAAGGUUUUCCAAAGUAACUAUUUAAGAUCUACAAUCUCCAAUGGUUUUAUUCAAUGUAGGAUGGGACUUAAGUUGAACGGCAGAUAUAUUCUUCUGGUCCUUGCUGUGCAUCUAGCAUACUUGGCUCAGGCGGUGAGGGCAGCAGGCAACUGUGAUGCGGUCUUUCAGGGCUUCUCGGACUGUUUGCUCAAGCUGGGCGAUAAAAUGGCCAAAUAUCCGCAAGACCUGGACGACGAGAAAAACCUCAACACCAUUUGCUCAUACUGGGACGAUUUCCACGUUUGCACGAUCACAGCCCUUGCGGAUUGCCAGAAAGGGGCGACAGAAAUUUGGGAAAAACUGAAAAGGGAAUCCAAAAAUCUCGAUUUUCAAGGCAGCUUGUUCGAACUUUGCAGUGGUUCUAAUGGAUCAUCAAGCCCUAGGCUCUUUCUCCCUGCCUACCUGCCUUUGCUCAUGGUGUCUCUCUCUGCUAUACUUAUCUGGAUCUUCUAGUUCAUCCAAAGCAUCAGGAAUCCAUUUACACUCUCCACCUAAUGGAUAUCUAAAGGAAAUAAUCUAUCCGUUCUUGGGGGACGUAUGUGAUUCUCUGUGAAGCUGAAAAAUAACCAUCUAGGAUUGUGGGGAAAAAAAAAAUCAAUAUUCUUUAUUUCGUGUUUUGUUCGCCAAAUGUUACCAAACAUUGAGCAACAACAGCCAAAACCGGACCUCAGCUUUACAUUUUCAAACAGAAUAAAGAAAACCUUGAGCCCUUUUUUUGCAAAAGAAACUCAGGAAAGGCCCUGGGCCACUUAAUAAUAAUAUCAAUAAUAAUAAUAACAAUAUAAGUGGAGGAAAUGGUUGUGGGCUCUUCUUGUAAUAACACACAAUUCAGAAAAAAGCCAAGGGAUUUGUAAGUCUAAGAUGUACUGUAGGUGUUUAUAUGUGCAGCAAAUGGUUGAUAAUUAUCACCAUCUCAUAGAUAAGACCUUGUUCAAUCAUCACCAUGUUAUCCACAACACACUGCAACAAUGUGACCAAGGAGAGUAGCUGCUUAUGGUACGGCAUUAAAAUAGAAUUAUUCAGGAAAGAACACACUAAUAAAUUAGUAAAACGACUGAAUGGGUAAAUGGAUGAAUGUGUGAAUGAAUGAUUUUGAUGAAUGGAUUGCUGAGGGAGUUUAGCUUUAUCUGCUGUUGCCAAGAUUAUUUCAAACUUCACUGCCUUUAGUUAAAUUAUUGGUUUAGAUGUUACACAUAUUAAUGAAGUAUCCAAGAGUGUUAACCACAAAGGGGGAAAUAAAUGUAUAAUCGUACCAUAGUAAAAACAAAACAAAAACAGAAAAAUAAUAAAAAAAAAAAAAAAAAAUAUAUAUAAAUACACAAUUUUGACAUUAAAAAGAGCCUUGAUUUUAAAAUAAAUAAAUGUUAUAUAAAGCAAAGUUUAUUAUAACUCAAAUCAGCAAAAAAGUUUGCUACAAAGUAUAGUAAAAAAGUAUUAAAUAAAAUUAUUGUUUCAAAAA
This is a messenger RNA of Bombina bombina (fire-bellied toad), 1573 nucleotides long. It is a transcript of the gene NRN1, whose product is annotated as neuritin 1. NCBI's taxonomy places the organism in Eukaryota, Metazoa, Chordata, Amphibia, Anura, Bombinatoridae. Gene Ontology annotation, biological process: neuron projection extension; nervous system development. The transcript is spliced from 3 exons. Gene Ontology annotation, cellular component: plasma membrane. The coding region runs from base 136 to 567 and encodes 143 amino acids. The record is from RefSeq and is a predicted model, not a curated record.